AUGUCGUCGCUUAUCGAGGAUACGUACCACAAGAGUGUCAGCAAAUUGGCUAAAUCUACCAGUAAUUAUUCUCAGCUUGGGACAUUCGCUCCUUUCUGGACAGUGGUAAAGGCUGCAACGGACAAACUUGCCGCUUCACAUCAGAAACUAGUCCAGAAACUUCAAGAUAUUGUCAAAGACAUCCAUAAGUAUGGGGAUGAACAGCAUAAGAAACACAAGACUGUCAAGAUUGAAGUCCAAAGCACAGCGGAUGUGGUCAACAACAUUCAAAGGACGACAGAUCUUGUUGCCACGGCGAAGGAGCUUUACAACACAAGAUGCAUUGAGUUUGAGAAGCUGAAGAGGGAAGGCGUCACGGGUAAAGAGCUGGAGAAAGCAGAAACAAAAUAUAAGAAAACAUUGGAGGAGUAUAAAAAUCUGAUUGACAAGUAUGGUAACCUGAGAGAAGACUUUCAGAAGAAGAUGACAGAUACAUGUCAGAAAUUUGAAGCGUUAGAAGAGGCACACUUACAGCAACUCAAGGACUUCAUCAAGCAGUACAACAUUGCUGUCAAAGAUUGCCAUAACAGUGUACAAAAGGUGCAAAGAGAGUUCACAGAGCAGUGUGAGGAGCUAACAGAAGUCAAACUUAUCUCAAUGUUCUCUGAGUCCAAGGGAACGGGCAAAGGAAGACCAGUUUUAUUAGAGUUUGAAGAAUGCGAUGUAUCCAACAUCCCGAUGCCAGAUCCCGAAACGACAAAGAAGAAGAAAAAGGUGAAGAAAGCAAAGAAAAAGAAAGAGAAAGAUGGAGAGUCUCCUGGGAACUCUCCAGAUAUGAAAGUGACAAACAAUGCGAAAACCAUGAGCACAUCCACUGUUGCCACAACUACCACAACGGCUAACAACACUACAACUACUCCCACCUCCCCUACCACUUCUACAUCGACCCCCACCACAUUGGCCCCGCCCACGACCACGCCCACAACCACAUCGCCGGGGCAACCAUCUCAAGCACCCUCCUCCAGCCCAAGUGUGUAUUCUAUGGGAUCUUUCCGCGAUCUGUCGGUGACAACACCACAGGUUGACGAAGAAGGAUUCAGCAUCAAACCUGAGGAUAACAGAAUAGGUCACCAUCAUUUCGAUUCUGACUCUGAGAAGUCCGACUCGGAUUCUGACAGUGAAGACAGAACGAGACGGAUACGAGUGGAGAUCAAGCCUCGGGACGGCAACCUACCCAAGACGACAGCCACGGUGGACGAAAUCAAGAAGUCGCUCGGUGGUCUUACGUUAUCACCUCAACAGAAGCGGAGAGAAAAAACAAAUGGCGAUCUACAAGCCAGACGACAAACGGCAUUAAAUCGAAGCAGCAAUCAAUCCAAUUCUGCUGGCAACUUGUUAGACCUGGACCUUGACUUCUCCAGUCCGCCACGUAACCACACCAGCAACGCCACAACACCAGACAGCGCCUUGAGUCCUGACCUUUUCAGCAGCAGUUUCGGCGGAGACUCCUUCACGAGUCCCAGCCCGCAGACUCCGGUCGCCUCCUCGGGCAAAGAUACAGCCCGCCCUCACUCGGCAUGCAUUUUCAGAUAUUCUCGCGAUAUCGUACCUCGGCCGCGAUCGCACACGUCAAAUCUGCUCCAGAGUCCCACCACGUUGAGUGACGCGCUACCCCCUGCCCUACCGGCCAAGCAGAGACACAGCGUAGGAAGCACGUUCGCAGCAGCUGCAGCAGCAUCCUCCCAGAUCCCCAACAUCCCAGCCAGACCUCCAUCAAGACCUCAUAGUGGAAUGCAGUCCCCUAUCCCAGGCAGUGGUGAUAACCCUGCCCUGCCCCGCCAAGACAGCAACUCAUCCCUCUCCGGCCUCUCCCCUUUCAAUAGCCACGGUGUCAUUGGGGGUUCCAGGGGACCCAGCCCCCUCACACUAGGUAUGAAUGAUACUAUACCUAUAGCAGCCGCCUUCACCGAAUCUGUCAAUGCGUACUUCAAAGGCAACGACCAAUUCAAGUGCAUGGUGAAGAUCACUGGUGACCUGAUGCUAUCCUUCCCAGCAGGCAUCAUUCAAGCGUUGACCUGUAACCCCCAACCCGCCAUGCUUGCCUUCAGAGUGAAGAACACUCAUAGAUUAGAUGUUCUCCCGAAUAAACAACUCAUAUCAGUUGACGCUGCCCUGACGACGAGUGAGAGCACUGCCUAUGUCUUUAACAUGUCCAACCUUGUAACGUUAUUACGCCAUCAGGUAGAGAAGAACGCUGCAGCAUCGUACUUCAAUGUAGAUAUCCUGAAAUAUCAAGUAAAAGCAGACUCUGAAGGCAAGUCAACACCCCUUCAUCUGUGCAGCUACUGGAAGUGUGAUGCCACCACCACAGACCUGAGAGUGGACUAUGCCUACAACGCUAGCUCCAUGGACAAGGCCAAAUCUCUUACCAAUGUAUCACUCAUUGUACCGGUAGAUGGAGGCGUCAAAGUCAUGCAAUCAAAGCCACCGGCUACAUGGUCAUCAGAAAGCAAGAGAGUUCUUUGGAAGAUAGGCGAGAUCCCGCCCGGCGGUGAAUCCGGUACAUUACGAGCGAAGUUUGAGCUGGAGGAGGGGCCCAGUAAACCGGCUACGUUAGCAGUACAGUUCAGCAGUGAGGGCGCCACGCUGUCGGGCGCAGAUAUUGAACUGCUUAACACCUUCUAUAGAUUGUCAUUAGUCAAGAAAAGGUUCUGUACAGGAAAAUAUUUGUCGGAGAGCUAACAGUUGAUGAAGGAGAUAUCAUCGUCGCGCUUGGGUACUUUAGUUGAACCAUAGCUGAGCUGUAUGCUACCUGAUAUUCUCAUCUAUCAUCAUAGAUGUUCAUAACCAAAUCAACAAACAGCAUCAAUUCCUAGUUGCAUCUAUGAUGUCUUGACAGUAGCUGCAAGAAUCUUCAAGAGUUGAAGGCAGAGUAGCUUGAAGAAGGAGAGGAAAGGGUACCCAUUUAUGAUUGAAUAAUACCUCAGUCACAUUUGCUCUACGGCGACCGUACGGCGAGUCGAAAACAGUUGUUUUAUUUCAUUUUUUUUUAAUACGAAAAUUGUCAGAUCUGCUUUUGGAUCGCGCUUGGGUACUUUAGUUGAACCAUAGCUGAGCUGUAUGCUACCUGAUAUUCUCAUCUAUCAUCAUAGAUGUUCUCAACCAAAUCAACAAACAGCAUCAAUUCCUAGUUGCAUCUAUGAUGUCUUGACAGUAGCUGCAAGAAUCUUCAAGAGUUGAAGGCAGAGUAGCUUGAAGAAGGAGAGGAAAGGGUACCCAUUUAUGAUUGAAUAAUACCUCAGUCACAUUUGCUCUACGGCGACCGUACGGCGAGUCGAAAACAGUUGUUUUAACAUUUUUUGUACCAGCUACAAAUAGGUGAUUUGAAUAAAAAUGAAGAAAACGGCUGUUUUCGACUCGGCGUAUGGCCGCCGUAGAGCAAAUGUGACUGAGGUAGUAAGGGUUACUUCUUUAAUACAGGCCAUUUCAUAACCUCAGUAUGAAUCUGUGGCUGUUGUGUACAUGAAAAAUUAUACAAAUUCGAUCUACACGACUAUAGAUCCGGGCCCUGUUCCUUCAUUCUUGGUGAUCGAUUGCACGGCUGAUUUUACGAUUGAUCAAACACUAUAUUGAACAAUGCAAUCAGUCAUAUAAAUCAGCCCCUUAAUCAAUCGCUAAGCAUUAUGUUGCAUGGUCCUGGCUAAGGCUUGUCACAGAUUUGAACACCUGUACUCUCAACCAGCUUUAUCUUAGUAACAUCUCUAUUUAACUUAUGAACUGCAGAUUCGACAUCUACGUCAAGGUUGCAUAUACAGAUCAAGUCCAUCAUUAUUUCAUCCUCCAAUUCUGCCAUUGUUAUCAUGAUUUUAGUUGCAUUUCAUGGUUGAAUAAAUAUUGGAUGCAACGAUUUGAUUCAAGAGCAUGGCAUGGAAACUACAUGUGUUCUGUGAAAAACUAAGUUAUAUCCCUUUGGCUAUACAGCCUAGAUGGAAAUUCUGUAAUUCCCAUUCACUUUGUAUGUAGACCAUCCACAUCCAGACGGCAACGGGUCAACAAGUCUCAUUUGUUGCUUGAUAUGGCUUGCAAUGCGUAAUAUUCCAUAAAUAAACUGACAACUAUUAUACAAUGUGUAGCUUCUCUGGAAAUCAGCUAAUGUACUCUUCGAUUUGAAGUGAAAUACGGUACAUGAAAAAUAUGAACUAUAUCAGAAAUAUGUUAGGUACUCUUGAUUUUUUUUUAAACUGAAUGUGCAAAUAUGUAUCAUACAAGAGUGAUUAAACAUUAUGUACAGCAUUUAUUUGUGAAUUGAAUGAAGUUACUGAAAAAUUGAUAUUCAUUAAUCCAUCAUGUACGCUAUUAUGUCAUUGACCAAAAUGUUGCAUUUAAGAGUUGUACAAAUUAAUGCAGAUUUCUAGAAAUUACAAAACAUUUAUGCCUUCAGCUGCUUAAAAGCAAAGCUUUGUAUCUAUAUGUGAGAUAAAUUAAGCUUUUUUUUUAGUUAGUUAGGUUCAAAUGCCUCUAAAAUAUCUUCUGUUCAUUUAUUGAUUUACAUCACUCUUUCAGAGAAUGUGUUUGAUAUAUGCACUGGUAAUGUUUCCCUGUUUUGUUUGCAGGUAUGUUUUUAAAAGAUUAUUUAUAUAUAUAUAAAUAAAAUGUAUAUGGAGAGAGUAAGUGAGUGAGAGAGAGAGAAAGAGAGAGAGAGAGAGCACAAGAGCAAAAAUCAUUUGUAAUCUAAUGAGGCAUUUAAAAGAUAAAUAUGAAUAUCAAUUUAAAUUUCAUAUUUUCUUUCUAGAUUAUUUCUUCGAACUAUCUCAGUUCGAUAAUUUUUACAGCAGUUUGUACUAGUUUAUAUUUUUUAGACAACUAGUUCUGACCAGAAGGUGAGCAUAAUUUUGAGGGAAAGGAAUAAAUAAUUUCUCUUUGAUUCAUGUGUUCCAUCAAUCAUUAUAGGAGUGGUGCACUAUAUAUCUCAGAGUUGUCGUACCAUAGCUUUGUAUACAUACUGGACGAAAGUAUGAAUACACCCUAUUGUGUAUGUAUAUUACUAAGCUGUUAUCGAGGGCAUGUUCACUUAUCAACUCAAAAGAUUUAAAAGUCAUUUCUUCACACUCUGUUGAAGCCUUGUAGUUCUUGGAAGGAAAAAAAGACUGAAAAUGCUGAAAUUUUCUAACAAAAUAUAACUGCCAAUUAUUGAGUCCAUAUGUAUUAUUAUGACUGUUUUGAAUCAAAAUGUAGUUGUAUAAUUUUUUGGUUGGUGAAUUUAUUAAUGAGUUUAGGUAGAAGGGUCACAAGUAGAUUUUCACCUGGUUGUUGUCAUGGUCAUUGGGAAAUUUCACAUAACGGACAAGACACUAGACAGUUUCAAUACAGAACACUUUAAAAUGUGUUAUAUGAGCAGUGAGGAAAACAGUAUCAUAACGCUGUAAUCGUUGCUGCUGCCACUAACGGUCGUAACUUCACCAGCAUCAUCAUCACUAUCAUCAUCAUCUCUACCAUUAUUAUCAUCAUCAUCAUCAUCAUAACUGUCAUUAUCUUCUUCAUAAUCAUCAAGAUCUUCAUUUCCAUUUGUCAUCAGUAUAGCAAUCAUCCUCUUCAUUUCCAUCUAUCUAUGUCAUCAUAACGAUAAUCAAAGCAGGAACAAAAGCUUCAUCAACAAUUAAAAGUUUGGGUGAAUUAAUUUAGAAAGUAUCCACAUUGAUGUGCUCUGUUUGUAAUGACAUUCUUGUCAAGAGGAAUUUAGAAUGUGUAAAGUUAUUCAAAUUACACCCCCCCCCCAAAAAAAAAAAGAGAGAGAGGAACGUUUUGAAGUAUAUAGCAUUCAGGGGCUGGCCCCUAAUGCAUGACAUGUUUGAACACUUUUUACACAACAAAAAUGAAUGUGUGGCGUUCUGUUGUUCGUUAUUAGCGGAGAGAGUAGGGUACAUGUGUCUUACGGAUGAUUUGACAUGUAGAACGAAGUGUUUUAAACAGGGACAAGUGUUUUGUUGAAUUUUGUCAAACUUGAAUGAAUGAUGCAAAUAUAUCUACAAUACACCUGUUAUAAUUUGGCAUGGGUCAUAAGGCUUUGUUUUUGUACCGCUUCCUUCCAGUUAUUUGAAGGCGAGACCAGUGAAAUUAAGAAAUAAGAAAGAACUUCAUUGUCAACAAUGACUGAAAAAUUACCACUUUAAUAAUUAAAUGUCUUUAUUUAUGAAUAUACUUUCUCAUGAUAUUUGAUUUCAAACAAACUUUUAAACAACCAAUUGAAAAUUAUAUAGCCAAGUUUGAUUUCUAAAUCAUAAUUACUCUGCUGGACAUCUGGGGCCCGUUUCAUAAAGAGUUACAACCUUGAUUUUGAUUGGCUGCUGAGCCCUGUUACCAUGGAAACUCUUUAUGGAACAGGCCCCUGGAAUUAAAGGGCCAUCUAAUGAUCUUGUGGCAAAAAGCGAAGAAUUGUAUUAGUUGUAAACCAAUAUGGUAGCACAAAUGUUACGGGUAGAUAAAUUCAAGCAUGGAAAUUGAGAAGUCCUCCAUAGUCUAAUAAACACCUCCUUCCUCCUAAUUAAUAUAUUCAGUUGUCAUAGAUUGUAAUACCAUUAAACCAGGGGCCUGUAUCACAAAGCUUAGCAAUGAUCGUAGAACAUUUUCCUACGACUGAUUCCAUUGACUACAAUGUACAAUCAAUCGUGAAAAUCAAGCAUACGAUUAAUUGCUAACCUUUGUGUUACGGGACCCAGGAGCAUGUUUUCUUUUGUACCUAAUCUUUAGAAUAUGGUCCAGCAUGGUCAAAUCAGUUUAAGAUAAACAAUUUUGAUACUUGCAUACAGGAAAGUGAAUGGAAUUUACAACCACUAAAUCCUCAAAGUAGCUUACUGACAUUAAAAAAAUGAUUUGAUAAUGUUGCCAGGACUAUGCAUAAUUGAACAUUGUUUUUUUUAUAUAACAUGGAAGUACCUAGACAAUAACUGAUUUUAUGUUUUCAGGUCCUUCGUAUUUGAUGUUAAGCAAUUUGAAUGACCCAGCUGCUAAUUGCUGGAAUACUCCCCAGGGAGUGGAGAUUGUUUAACAAUAUAUGGAGAGAAAGUCAGAAUCCUUAAGACUAAUAGCCCAUGUGCUAAUGACCUUUAAUAUCAACUGAUAUUCCAAAACAUGGAGAAGUCUUUUUGUGCAUUUAUAAGAUCAGGCACUCAUUAAGUAACUGAGGAGCCUCAUGGAUCACUUUUAGUAGUGAACAUGCCUUUUCACCUGUACCUCUACAUAGAGUAUAUGCAAAGAUUAAAUUUAAGUUAACUGUAUAUUUUACUCAGCCAUCUCGUAAUUUUUUUUUCAUCAUUUAUAAACAUCAUGUCUACUCCCGAUUCAUUCAAAACAGAAUUUAGUGCAUGUUGAAGGAGACUCAAUCUUAUCUUGUAAAGAAAUUUCAAGAAUUUAUGAAAAAUGUGCACCAUAAAUAUUGUAGUUGAAUUUCUUGUGAAGCAUGUAGGAGUUUGUCACGUUAGCUUGUAUCGGAUGAAAGAUGGGGGAUGUGACAGGGGAUUCCAAUAGGGGGGAGGCAAGUGGACUUCAUUUUUUUAAUCAAUUGAAUACAGGGGUAACACAAGGUUACACAGCCUAUACCUCUCUUUUAUGUCCUUUUCUCUAUCUUCACUUUUCUUACACCCUCCCCCCUUAUUUGCUACUUGAAAAAUAGACCAGCCCCCACGCCCUCCCCUCGUGGCACCACCCCUGAUAAAAGAUAUAAGCAGAGGAUAUCUGUCUCCAUGCAAUGGCUACUGACAAUAAGUGCACCUUGGAAUAGAUCAUCUCUUGAUGGACACCACUUCUUACAUGCCUGUUAUUAUCUUUUAAGGGAUGAUAUUUCUAUUUUGUUGAUAAUUCUUUUGCUUGAAGAUUGAAGAGGUAUAUGAAGGGGCUUUAACACUGGAAAGUUAUAGCUUUCAUUAUGCCAAUUUAGCGUGUAAUCAUAUUACUUUAUCUUUAGGAUUCAGAUCUUGUUUUCAAGAAAUAAUUUGUUGUUAUCAAAUGCCAACUUUGCUCACUUAAAAACACUCAUUUUUGCAAAGGGGUGGGGGCAAACUAUUGUAUAAAAAUGAUAUUUAGAUAUUGCACAACAAUUAUUUAUUUAGCUUAUUCUAUUUUUCAUGUAUUUUAAUUUGAAUCAUAUGAGGCUACAACUGCGGAGAGGUGGAAAUCCUUCAGCCAUUGGUAGUUGUAAUAUGUUGCCCCUAGCACUGGAAUGUUAACUUUAAAUGCCUCAUCAAGUUGUUUAAUAUGUAAUAGAAAUGUCAUUUAUUUUUACAAAUAUAUACUACAGCGUUACAUUAAAAAAUAUUUACAUACUACAAAUUAGGAAAUGGUAUUCAGUCAUAGAUAUAUUUAUCACAUUUAUUUCAACCUUCAUGUCCUUGCCUAAUUAUGCAUCCAUAUGCACAAAUUGAAGAAAAAAAGAAAAAUAUACAUCAAUCAAAUGAGUAAAGUUCCCGUUCAAAGUUUUAUAAUAAUGAUACUAUUCAAAUUUUAUAUAGUGCUUAAGACAAUAGCAUCAAAGUGCAUUUGUAUAAAAGGGGUGAUGAAUAUUUUUUUUCAGUAAUAGAUAUUUGGUGAUGAAAUUAUCUUUAAAAUGUAAGAAGUUGAUUUCUUAUGAGACAGUAAACAGGAAAACCAUUGCCUCUCACUUUCCAAUUUUUUUUCUUAACCACUAAAAUAUGUUAAGAUUUUGAUCAAAUUUUCUAUUUUCUUUACUGCUCGCUGGACUGUCACAUUAUAUGUAACAUAAUGGUGUAUAAUUCUGUAUUAGUAUACACAUUGUACAAAUGAUAUAUGAAUAUAAGAUUAUAGCAUUUUCUGUGUGUGUAUUUGAGAUCACACACACUAUAAUAUGUUUGUUAAAGUAUGUAUGUUAUAUGUAGAUGUAUGUCUGUGUGUAGCAUAAAUACACAGUGCAUUGAUUGAUUGAAUAAAGAUUCAAGCAAGCUCUUGGGUUUCUUAUACUAA
Lytechinus pictus (painted urchin) is the source of this 8952-nucleotide messenger RNA. Its product is annotated as F-BAR domain only protein 2-like. The transcript is spliced from 25 exons. Gene Ontology annotation, biological process: clathrin coat assembly; clathrin-dependent endocytosis. Lineage: Eukaryota; Metazoa; Echinodermata; Echinoidea; Temnopleuroida; Toxopneustidae. The record is from RefSeq and is a predicted model, not a curated record. The coding region runs from base 1 to 2721 and encodes 906 amino acids. Gene Ontology annotation, cellular component: clathrin-coated vesicle; plasma membrane; clathrin-coated pit.